Molecule: messenger RNA, 393 nt
Organism: Pieris macdunnoughi
Lineage: Eukaryota; Metazoa; Arthropoda; Insecta; Lepidoptera; Pieridae
Source: the annotation of a GenBank genome assembly
AUGGAGAAUUUAUAUGGUGUGAUACGGACAUUGAGUAGGAAAGCUUUGAAAAAGAAACCCGCUCAGAUACAACCAAAACCUACCACAAAUGGCACGACCAACGUAAAAGACAGGCUACCAGAGCGAGAGACACGUGAACGCGAGACCAGGGAGUCCCGGGAAUCCCGCGAGUCCCGAGAGUCCAGAGAGUCACGAGAAUUAAGGGAAUCGCGAGAAAUUAGAUCUGCCCGAGAGAGUCGGGAAGAGGAAUUAGAUAGAAGAACGAGCCCACCGCGAGAGAGGGAAAGAGAGAGGGAAAGAGAGAUACACGAAGAAAGAAGAGAACAGCAACACGAUGGCAGACACCCAUUGCUGCAGUUUGCAGUUGAUCAUUUUAGACAGAGCCCUGAGUAA